UCGCCUCGUACUACUACACGUCAAACUAUCAUUCAAGAGAGGUCGACGGGAGGCUGCUGAACUAAGAAGGAAGUAGAGUGUCUAUAACACCCCGUCAUGGGGACCAAAAAGAAGAAAACGCAGCUCAAGCCGGUGGCGAGGGGUUUCGCGACUACCUCUAUGCCAAAGAAAGUAGUUCCUGCGGUGGAUGCCAGCGAAGAUAACAGUUCAUCGGCGGAUCUCAAGGAUAUAGAGGUACAAGGAGAGGCAUCAUCGUCAUCGGGAGAUGUUUCGAAGUCAGCCGACAGUGCGCCAGGACAAUCCGAGCAAGAUGUAGAUCCCGGUCUUCAAGGAUUCGUUGACAAGUUGCAGGAUAAGACAGAGAAGGACAUCGUCAGAACCAUCAAGGCUAUUGAGCAGGAGAGGCGGUUUGCUGAGACUAUGACUCCUCUGGAGUUCGACUCCAGCUUAGUACAACGCGUGCUGAACUUGACGAUGGAUUCCGAGGAGGGCCGUGAACACGAACCUACGGUAGACGAACCAGCAGAGAAAGCACUGGCUCGUCUGGCUGUAACGUACGGGGUCCUCAGACGACUCGGGUUUUCCGAAGGAACAGUUGAAGAAUGCUUGCGAUCGAUCAACGGUGUCGAUGUGGACGAGGCAUUCGAUUGGUUACACCUGCACUGCACGGAUGAGGAGCUGCAAGUAGACAGUGACGCCCAGGUUGGUGGUACCGAAGCAUCAAGCUCCAAGGCAAUCAGUGUCCCUUCCACUCCCCGGACAACACAGCAUUCGUUGCCUUCCCGCAGCCGCCCUGUCACUCCGACAACGUCCGUACCUUCGUCCCCGAUUAGAGCGGGAUUUCCAGGCCGUCUCGACGCCAAUGCACCUGUGUUCGUACCAAGUGGCCUGUCUUCGCCUUACCCCUCCCAGGACAACACGCAGGUUACAGAGUCAGGGAAUGUGACGCCGACUUCGAAGAAUGGUCAUCGCAGCUCGAGUAGCUCUGCGAGCUGGUCCCCAACAGACGAUCCAAACGCCGCAUUCGUACAGCUCAAGAUGCAAAUAUCAGAGUUGACUACCCAUCGGCAACCAGGCGAGACACGCGAUGCAUCCUUCCUCCAGCAUUUGCAACGACGCCUAGAGGAGGUCAAGAAGGAUUACCUCUUCGAUGAGGUUGAUGCAGAAAGCCAAUACCGCAUCGAGCGCGAGAGGGCCGAUGCUCGUAUGCUACAGUCAAAGUUGCGUGGAAGUGCAACGGCAGCCCCGCUUACUCCAUUGAUGCCUACGACGCCUACGACACCUCGGAAGUUCAAACCCGUUCAAGCGCUGUCUCCCAGUACUGCAGACGCCACAAAAGCGGACAUCUUCGACGAUGAAGAGUCGACCGGCGGCAUGUUCGAGCUAUUGGACGAAAUGCCGACGACGGAAGUCACACAGAGCGGCACGACUGUGAACGUUCGAGAUAUGGCACUCCCGAAACACUGGUCCGGGCGCACUCCGAAGUCUGUCCUAGCAGAGAGAGUGCACAAGGUUGACAGAUUUGCCGUGAUCACGUAUACCGACAUCUCAGGAACGAGUCGAGUCAAGAGAGCCAAAACUGAUAUUCGAUGGAGUGGUGGGAAGACGGAUACCUGGUCCAUGGACGAUAUAGCAUGCCACGACAUGUCGCAGGCAGAGCAGUACAUCUCGACUGUCGCUCUGCAUGCGCUCGCCUUCCAGCAGUCAGAGGGAUUCGCACUAGGGGCCACGGCUGGUACAAAUAGUCAAACGGCGUUCAGACUGCUGCCUGCUAUCCACCGUGAUCUCUGGGACGAACUCGAGAAGCGUAGACUCGAGCAAGACAACGCUACCAACCGCGAUAUAUGGGCCAAGCUGAGAUCGAUACUCGAACCGAAGCUGAAGACCGAACGGGAGAACAUCGAGAAGAGCGCAAAGCCUACAAGCGACUUGAAGCAGCGCCACGGAAGCCGGAGCUACAAACACGGGAGCGAAGUAGAUCCAGAGCAGAUAAUAGCCAGCUUCCAAGCACGCCAAUCGAGUCCAGCGUACCAAGAAAUGCUUCGACAACGAGAGCAGCUUCCGAUAGCACAUUAUCGCGACGACAUCAUCGCUGCCCUCGAGACGUCUCAAAUCCUAGUCCUGAGCGGCGAGACCGGAUGCGGCAAGUCUACUCAGCUGCCCUCCUUUAUUUUGGAGGAACAUCUCUCAAAAGGCAAGCACUGCAAGAUCCUUUGCACUGAGCCCCGCCGGAUCUCUGCGAUAUCGCUGGCGCAGCGCGUGUCACGAGAAUUGGGAGAGCCUGCUGGUGCAGUGGGCACAGCGGGAUCCAUAGUCGGGUAUUCGAUUCGUUUGGAGAGCAAUAUCACGAACAAGACGCGGUUGGCAUACGUCACCAAUGGUAUCGCACUGCGAAUGCUGGAGGGUGGAUCUGGCCCAGGAGGUCAAGGAGCGGCUUUCGACGAGAUCACUCACAUCAUCAUCGACGAGGUCCAUGAACGCACCAUAGAGUCCGAUUUCCUGCUCAUCGUCCUCAAGUCCUUGCUUCUCGAUCGCCCCGAUCUCAAAGUCGUCCUCAUGUCUGCCACCGUGGAAGCUGAGAAGAUCUCGAACUACUUCGCCGGUACUCCUGUGCUCUACGUGCCUGGACGGACUUUCCCAGUCGACGUCCGUUACUUGGAAGAUGCCGUGGAACUGACUAAAUGGAAGGUCACCGAGAACUCGCCAUACGCUCGCCGAGGUUAUGACAAGUUCUCGCGAAGUAAAGCGCGUAACGAAUGGUCCGAGGACGCUAUUCCUGCAGACGACGACGACGAUGACACACAGGAGAAGGUCAAGCUCGAGAAGCGCUACUCAACCCUGACCGCCAACACGAUCAACCUUCUUGACGAACGUCUUGUACCCUUCGAUCUCAUCAUCCGACUGCUGGAACGCAUAUGCCUUGAAGACCCUGCCUAUGCGGCGUACUCGUCAGCGGUGUUGAUCUUCAUGCCCGGAAUGGGCGAGAUUCGACGACUCAAUGACCUCUUGAUGGAGCACGAUGCUUUUAGUUCUGAGGAUCGGUUUAGGAUCUAUCCGUUGCAUUCCACGAUUUCAAGCGAACAGCAAGGAGCAGUGUUCGACAUCCCUCCUCCUGGUAUACGUAAGAUUGUCAUAGCGACGAACAUUGCCGAGACUGGUAUCACGAUCCCGGACAUUACGUGUGUCAUCGACACGGGAAAGCACCGCGAGAUGAGGUUCGACGAGAAGCGCCAGAUCAGUAGGCUCGUAGAGACGUUCAUCGCGAAGAGCAAUGCUGCCCAGAGGCGUGGUCGCGCUGGGCGUGUUCAAGCGGGGCUCUGCUUCCAUCUUUUCACGAAGUACCGUCAUGAGAAGAAGCUGGCGCCUCAUCCUGACCCAGAGAUGAUGCGCUUGAGCCUUAGCGAUCUUGCGUUGCGUAUCAAGAUCAUGAAGGUCAAGCUUGGGACGACAAUCGAAGACGUGCUGUCGCGUGCGUUAGACCCGCCACUGCCCGUGAACAUCCAGCGGGCUGUCUCAGUCUUGGUCGAGGUCCGAGCAAUGACUCCCUUGGAAGAGAUCACGCCGAUGGGUCGCUUGCUGAGCAAGCUACCCACCGACGUCCAUCUCGGGAAAUUCCUGCUCAUCGCCGCGCUGUUCCGCUGUCUGGACCCUGCACUCACCAUUGCAGCCACUCUCAACGCGAAGUCUCCGUUCAUCACGCCGAUGGGCAUGGAACAGGCUGCCGAUCGCGCCAAGAUGUCUUUCCGCAUCGAGAACUCGGACUUCCUGACUAUCCACAACGCCUUCGCAAGCUGGCGGCGUGCAUCCGCGAAUGGCCAAGCGCAAGCGCGGAAGUUCUGCAAGGAGAGCUUCUUGAGCUACCAGAAUCUGCAACAGAUUGAAGAGAUCCGGCAGCAGUACCUUGGGUACCUCGUUGACUCGUCGUUCCUCCAAGUGGACAGCGCGUUCGUACGCGAAUUGAGCAGAGCGCGAUACAGUCGGAACCGAACCCGAUUCGUCACCGUGCCUCCAGACAUGGAUGCAUGCAGCGGAAACGCGCACCUCUUGAACGCUGCUCUCGCUGCCGGCCUGUACCCAAAGAUCUUGUCAAUUGAUCCUUCCACUGGCGCGCUGAAGGCCGUCUCGAACAAUCAGGCGGCCUCCUUCCAUCCAACCUCGAUCAACUUCGGCAAGCGAGCGACGGACUUUGGGGUCAACCACUUGUGCUACUUCACAUUGAUGCAAUCGAAGAAGCUCUAUGCAUGGGAGACGGGACCCGUAGACGAACUGGCAAUGGUUCUGCUUUGCGGAGAAACCGAGUUCAAGCUGGCCGCCAACAGUGUGUACAUCGACCGGAAGAUCAAGUUCUGCUUCUCGCCCAAGACUGGGGUCGCCAUCAAGCUCUUGAGGGCUCAACUAAGUUCGCUGCUCUCAACCCAGAUGCGAACGAAGCCGUUGUCAGAAAGUCAAUUGCUGUGGAACGACCUUGCCAUGAUGGUCUUGGGGAAGGUGAAACCAGAGGAGCCGGGAAGACAGUUGGAUAGCAUAACCCUCGUAGUCAACAGUCGGUAGUAGCUAUCAUACUGCAUCCAUGCAACAUGAAUAUGCAUGCAUUUAUGUGAAGACGUUCC
Messenger RNA from Rhodofomes roseus, 4610 nucleotides. RefSeq names its product P-loop containing nucleoside triphosphate hydrolase protein. NCBI's taxonomy places the organism in Eukaryota, Fungi, Basidiomycota, Agaricomycetes, Polyporales, Fomitopsidaceae. The transcript has 20 exons. Gene Ontology annotation, molecular function: RNA binding; ATP binding. The coding region runs from base 97 to 4551 and encodes 1484 amino acids. Gene Ontology annotation, cellular component: intracellular anatomical structure. The record is from RefSeq and is a predicted model, not a curated record.